Messenger RNA from Dendrobium catenatum, 1579 nucleotides. Its product is annotated as serine carboxypeptidase II-3. Gene Ontology annotation, cellular component: vacuole. Gene Ontology annotation, molecular function: serine-type carboxypeptidase activity. The record is from RefSeq and is a predicted model, not a curated record. Bases 35 to 1477 code for a protein of 480 amino acids. The transcript is spliced from 8 exons. Gene Ontology annotation, biological process: proteolysis. Lineage: Eukaryota; Viridiplantae; Streptophyta; Magnoliopsida; Asparagales; Orchidaceae.
AAUUAUUUCAUGUUGCAAUCUAAGUUAAUCAAAGAUGAGAAACUCAACUUUGUUUUCUCUUCUUUUCUCUUGCUUUUUCUUCUCUUUGUGCUGUUCCAAGUCCUCUCAUGAAGCCACUCAAUUACUGAAAUUCAAUAGCAGUCCUAAGUCUUUAAAGAUAUUGAGAGAUAAUUGGUGGAAUCUUAUAAGAAAUAUUCAUCAAUUUCCAGUUUAUGUUAGUUCUCAGGAUGGGCAAAUGGAAGCUGAUAAGAUAGAAAAAUUGCCAGGGCAGCCAGAAGAUGUGAAAUUUGAUCAGUAUUCUGGAUAUGUUACUGUUGAUCCAACGAAAGGAAGGGCUCUCUUCUACUAUUUUGUUGAGGCUCCUCAAGAUUCUAGCUCAAAACCCUUGGUCUUGUGGCUAAAUGGAGGGCCAGGAUGUUCUUCUCUUGGAGCUGGAGCAAUGCGGGAAUUAGGACCAUUUAGAGUUAAUAGUGAUGGAAAAACUCUUUAUGCAAAUGAGGCAGCGUGGAAUAAUGUGGCAAAUGUGAUCUUUCUGGAAUCACCAGCUGGUGUUGGCUUCUCCUACUCAAACACAAGUUCAGAUUACCAAAACACCGGUGACAAGAGCACGGCUGAUGACACCUACACCUUCUUGAUCAAUUGGUUAGAGAGAUUUCCUCAGUACAAGAACAGAGAUUUCUUCAUAACCGGUGAGAGCUAUGCUGGUCAUUACAUCCCAGAACUUGCUGCCCUCAUUCUGAAAAACAAUGCUGCCAAUAAGAACACAAUCAUUCAACUAAAAGGCAUUGCGAUGGGGAAUGCUUAUGUUGAUGGAGACACAAAUGACAAAGCCACCUACGAUUACUUAUGGAGCCAUGCCUUGAUAGCCGAUGAAACUUAUAGCAAUAUUCAAUCAAAUUGCAAUUUCUCUUCAUCAGUCAGUAAUGCAGAUUGUGAUGAGGCUCUUACUGCAGCUCAAAAUGAGAUUGGAAAUAUUGAUAUGUAUGAUAUUUAUGCUCCUAUUUGCAGCACAUCUUCAAAUAUAAAAGCUUCAGUUCAACCAGAUCCUUGUGCUAGUGACUACGUUGACAACUAUCUGAAUCUUGCAGAGGUGCAAAAAGCACUUCAUGCAACUGUUCAUUUACCAUAUCCUUGGACUGCUUGCAGUGAUGUUAUUGGAUACUGGAAUGACGCACCAGCAACAUUGCUUCCAACAAUUCAAGAUCUAAUUCACAAUGGCCUGAGAGUGUGGUUUUACAGUGGUGAUCAAGAUUCAGUUGUGCCGGUGACGUCGACCAGGUAUUCGAUCAAGAUGCUAAAGCUUCCAGUUGAAUCACAAUGGAAGCCAUGGUACACUAAUGAUCAGGUUGGAGGAUAUGUAAUUGGCUAUAAGGGAUUGACAUUAGCUACAGUAAGGGGAGCAGGACACUUAGUGCCAAGCUAUCAGCCUGAAAGAGCAUUAACUAUGUUCUCAUCUUUUCUUAAAGGAAAAUUCUGAGAAGGCUUUGUUUGAUCAUCGUUAUGAAAAUUCUUUACUCUUAAGCUUCUAUAUUUAACUUCUUGUAUUGUACUUUGAAAAAUUUGAGUAAUAUAUAUAUAU